ACCCUUUCCCCUCCAGCGGUGGCUGCUACCCCGGUGCAUUGUGGGCGCACGGUCCGUUGUUCAUUUGCCAUUCGACCUCCGCCGGGGCCUGGUCGGACGGAAGCGCUCCGCCCGCUGCAUUGUCGGGCGUUAUGUGGCGGCGCCCGGCGCCGUGACCAGCCUCGCGCCCCAGCGCCUCGCACCGGCGGCGGCAGGCUCGGCGCUCGGCGGGCGGCGCGGCGGCCGGAGGGCAGCGAGGGGCGCCCGCUCUCCGCCCAACUUCCCAGGCCGCACGCGCCCGCCGCGCCUCGCUCCCCGCCGCCCCUUCUCCGCGCGGGACGCGGCCCGGAGCGCGGCGGGGCGGGGGCGCAGGGCGCGCGGGCGGCCGGCGGCGGCCCCGGCCCCGGCGGCGAGCGCGGCCGGCGGGAGGGCGAGGCCGGGCCCCGCGAGAGCGAGAGCGCGGCGGGGAGCGCGGGACGCGGCCCGAGGCAGGCCGAGCCGGGCCGGGCGGCGGCGGCGCGCGCCAUGUCGUUCAGCGAGAUGAACCGCAGGACGCUGGCGUUCCGGGGCGGCGGGCUGCUCGCCGGCGGCGGCUCCGCGAACAAUAACGCCGGCGGGGAGGCCUCGGCUUGGCCCCAGCCGCCCCCGCCGCGCCCGCCCCGGCCGCCCGCGCCGCCGCAGCCCAACGGGCGGGGGGCGGACGAGGAAGCGGACCCGGAGGGCCCGGAGCCCCAGGACCCCGAGGCCGCGGCCGCCGAGGAGGCGCCGGAGCCGCCGCUGCCCCCGGACGCGGGCGGCGGCGGCGCGGGGGGCCCGCUGCUCGCCGAGAGGAACCGUCGGACCCUGGCCUUCCGCGGCGGCGGCGGCGGCGGGGGUCUCGGCAACAAUGGCAGCAGCCGCGGCCGGCCCGACCCCCCGGCGUGGCCCCCGAAGCAUCCGUACGGGCGCGGGCCGGCGGCGGCGGAGCUGGAGCUGGACGCGCUGGAGGGGAAGGACUCGGUGCCGGACGGCGCGUCCCUGAGCGACAGCACCGAGGACGACGAGGAGGGGGCGAGCCUGGGCGACGGCAGCGGGGCGGAAGGCGGCGGCGGCGGCCGGCGGUCGGGCGGCGACGGCGGGGACGAGGCGGAGGGCGGCGCGGGGCCCGGCGACGGCGAGGCGGUCCCGCACCUCCCGCUCGCGCGGCCCAAGUCCCUGCUGCAGAAGCUGCAGAACUCCUUCCAGGCGGCCUGGCUGCGGGACUUCCCCUGGCUGCGCUACUGCCCGGACACCGGCCUCAUGUCCUGCGGCUGGUGCCAGAAGACCCCCGCGGACGGCGGCGGGGACCUGCCCCCCGGGGGCCACGACGAGCUGUCGCGGGGGACCCGCAACUACAAGAAGACCCUGCUCCUGCGGCACCACGUCUCCACGGAGCACAAGCUCCACGAAGCCAACGCCCAGGAAUCAGAAAUACCAUCAGAAGAGGGAUACUGUGACUUUAAUAGUAGGCCAAAUGAAAACUCUUAUUGCUAUCAACUUCUUCGACAAUUAAAUGAGCAGAGAAAGAAAGGUAUUCUUUGUGAUGUCAGCAUUGUGGUGAGCGGAAAAAUCUUUAAAGCUCAUAAGAACAUCCUGGUUGCAGGCAGCCGUUUCUUUAAGACUUUAUAUUGCUUUUCCAACAAAGAAAGCCCUAACCAAAACAAUACUACUCACUUAGAUAUUGCUGCAGUUCAAGGUUUCUCCGUCAUCUUGGACUUCCUGUACUCUGGUAACCUGGUGCUCACAAGCCAAAAUGCCAUUGAAGUGAUGACCGUGGCCAGCUAUCUGCAGAUGAGCGAAGUUGUCCAGACUUGCCGAAAUUUCAUUAAAGACGCCUUAAAUAUAAGCAUUAAAUCUGAAGCUCCGGAGUCUGUGGUUGUGGACUAUAACAACAGGAAACCAGUCAGUAGAGAUGGUCUGUCUUCAUCGCGGGAUCAAAAAAUUGCCAGUUUUUGGGCAACACGGAAUCUUACCAAUUUGGCAAGUAGUGUAAAAACUGAAAAUGAUGGUUGCAGUGUCGAUGAGGGCCAAAUGGAGAACUACCAAAUGAAUGACAGUGGUUGGGCUCAGGAUGGUUCACCUGAAUUGGCUGAAAGUGAAGCCCCAAGUCAAACAAAAGUGUUUAUUUGGAAUAAUAUGGGCUCCCAGGGAAUUCAAGAAACUGGCAACAAAACAAGGAGGAAAAACCAAACUGCAAAGAGAUUUAUUUAUAAUAUACCACCUAAUAAUGAAACAAGUUUAGAAGAUUGCUCCGUGAUGCAGCCACCUGUUGCCUAUCCGGAAGAAGAUAUGUCAUUCAUUAAGGAAGAACCGGAUCUGGACGGUGCUCUGCUCCCGGGGCCGGACUGUGACAGCAAUGUGAACGCAAACGUGCUGGCAGGAGCCAGCUUGGGGCAGGAUGCAGGCGACGCUGCAAAAGACAGAUCUUUAUUACCAUUAUUACAUCGAAAUCACUUUUCAAUUGUAUUAGGUACUUCACAUGAUUUCAAGUAUGGCCUGAUGCCUGGCCCAUCAAGUGAUUUCAAGUAUGGAUUGCUACCAGGUACUUCAAACGAUUUCAAGUAUGGAUUGCUACCAGGUGCUGCAAACGAUUUCAAGUAUGGAUUGUUGCCUGAAUCUUGGCCAAAACAAGAAACUUGGGAAAAUGGUGAAUCAUCUCUAAACAUGAACAAGUUAAAAUGCCCUCAUUGUACCUAUGUAGCCAAAUACAGACGAACACUAAAAAGGCAUUUGCUCAUUCAUACGGGAGUCAGAUCCUUUAGCUGUGAUAUUUGUGGAAAACUGUUUACUCGCAGAGAGCAUGUAAAAAGACAUUCCCUGGUGCAUAAAAAGGAUAAAAAAUACAAAUGUAUGGUGUGUAAGAAGAUCUUCAUAUUAGCUGCCAGUGUUGGAAUCAGACAUGGAUCUCGACGCUAUGGUAUUUGUGUAGAAUGUGCAGAUAAACCACGGCCAGGAAGGCAAGAAGGUGUAGAUCAGGGACAGGAGACAGAUUUCCCUCGGGAUGAAGAGUACGAGGAGAAUGAAGGGGGAGAAGCCGAAGAAGAGCUGGCUGACGAGGGAGAAGAUCAGAACCACCCGUCACGCUGGGACGAGUUGGGAGACGCCUGUAUGUCUCAGGAUGACUAAUUGGCCUCCUCUGCUCCUCAAGGAUGCUGCAUUGGGAUGUAACAUGAAGCGACAAUUUGAAUUGUUGAACUUGAAGGCUUGCAAAUAUGGUACAUGCUGGAUGGUAGUUAAGUUGCUGUGAAACUGUAGGGUCAAAGCCUUAUAGCAAAAUUUUUUUAUAUUUGCACAGGACUGGACAGCAACCAACCUUGCGGUUGGAUUACAUGGAGUCCCCACAUCUUCAGUCAGUUAUCAAAGUAAAAAUAUUUUUUAUUUAUAGGAUAUACAGUAACUCUUUGGGUCCUAAUGAAAAUGGAUUACCUGUCUGUAAAGAGCUGACGUUUACGUACCAGUUUAACCGGAAUGAAGAAAAUCCAGUUAUGAGAAUACAGUGACAGCUGGCCCAAAUACACUGUCCACCAAACCACUCAGGCUAGUUUGUACUAGUAGAGUUUUGUUUCUAUUUUUAUUUUUAUUAAUUUUAUUUUUUUUAAUACAGAUUUUCAGUGAGGGGCCUUUUCAACCCCAUUGGUUGUACUUUUCUGUAUUUUCCAUUUUGAUUUGCUUCAUAAGUUAAACCAAGUCUCUUCUAGUCUUAGGUAUUAUUUCUCAAUUUUGUGCUGAUGGGCAUGUUUAUAAGAACUGGAGAGGUAAUUUAUUGGAAUGAACUAAUUGACUUCCUCCAUUACCCCUUCCUUUUUGACAUGAAUUUUACUACUUCACAAAUGAAGAAUGAUGUUGCAAAGUUAUCGUGACGAAGUUGAUAAAUACCACUAAAUGAUUAUGAUUUAGAAGUCACUUCCUCUUGCUGCUCUAAUCUGAUAAAAUGGUUCUAUAUGAUGUUUUCUGACAUGGUAUUCGGUUUUGGGUAUCUGUUACUUUGGCACUAUUCUUGUUUGCCUUUUUUUAUUUUUGCCAGUGUACUAUACCUCAGUCCUAUUUGAAAAGACAGAAAUCUGAUUGAAAGAAGAGUCAUAGAAACAAUAAGUAAAAUUAUUUGUUUUAUGAUUUAUCCUCCAUGUCCAGUUUGGUUAGCUUGUUAUGCAAUAUAAGUGAACUAUCAGGUUUUUACUCUUGUGCCCUUUUACCAUUAAAAUUAACACAAAAAUUGCAUUCUCUUUUGUUUCAUAUUUACUGGGAUAUUCAGUGUUUUAAAAUUAUGAUAGAAAAUUAUUUUUUUCAAUUCCUUAGUCACUACACCUUGGUAUGCAAUCUUUCUAGUAGUUACCUUGAUUCAGUGAUCUGCAAAAGUCUUACAAAUAAAAUAUUGAGGCUUUACAAUUUAUGAUUAACUGAAUUUUUCAGGAUACAAGGGGUGAUAUAUUAUAAAGUAGAAAUUGUCAGGUUUAUGUAGCCUGAUGAUAGAUGAAUUAGCUAAUUGUAUGACAGCAAGAUGUCACAUAAUUAAUGUUAAUAUGCACAACAUUAUCAGGAACAUAUUGUAUAUUAUAUCGAGUGAGGGAUAUCAAACUUUCAGCUUUCUUUUAAAUAGAGAUUGAGCAUAUUUUCCUGCUGUGUGGUGCUCCAUUUGAUCAAGGGUAAAACAUUGAUACUUUUCUAAGAGACGCUUUCUCAUUAUCUUUGAUUUCAGUAAAAUGAUGCUUAAAUGUUAGACAUCAAUGUUUCUGCCCGGAUAAAUUAAAGAUAUAAAGUACAGUUACAUGGUCAGAUGCAUCUUUCAUUAUCUAAACUUUAUUAUAGUUUCUACAUAACUGUAAAACUGACACGAAUAGUUUUGGUUUGAUUUUUAAGACUGAAGAGUACAUCUUAUUCUCAGUGUUCUAGGUAAAUGAGUAAAAUGUAGUUCUGGUGGGGUCCAAAGUAGACGUUAGUUGGGUAAAGAUGCUAUGAAUGAAAAAGUAUUUUAAGCAUAAAAUGUUCUGCAUUGUGAAUAUGUAAGUAUAGUAUAAAGAUUUCUUUCAUCCCAUUUAUCCCCCUCCUUUAAAAUAAACCAUAGUUUACAAUCGGUA
Molecule: messenger RNA, 5072 nt
Organism: Myotis daubentonii (Daubenton's bat)
Lineage: Eukaryota; Metazoa; Chordata; Mammalia; Chiroptera; Vespertilionidae
Gene: ZBTB10
Product: zinc finger and BTB domain containing 10
Biological process (GO): regulation of transcription by RNA polymerase II
Molecular function (GO): RNA polymerase II cis-regulatory region sequence-specific DNA binding; DNA-binding transcription factor activity, RNA polymerase II-specific; protein binding
Source: RefSeq, a predicted model, not a curated record